This is a messenger RNA of Myripristis murdjan (pinecone soldierfish), 5341 nucleotides long. RefSeq names its product euchromatic histone-lysine N-methyltransferase 1b (gene ehmt1b). NCBI's taxonomy places the organism in Eukaryota, Metazoa, Chordata, Actinopteri, Holocentriformes, Holocentridae. The record is from RefSeq and is a predicted model, not a curated record. Gene Ontology annotation, cellular component: nucleus; chromatin. Gene Ontology annotation, biological process: negative regulation of transcription by RNA polymerase II; peptidyl-lysine dimethylation. The transcript is spliced from 26 exons. Gene Ontology annotation, molecular function: histone H3K9 methyltransferase activity; p53 binding; zinc ion binding. Bases 99 to 4091 code for a protein of 1330 amino acids.
AAUCACACUCAGGUGUGGUGUUACUCUCUCCGUUACGCCGGCUGAGAAAUUUAUAAACGUGACGCAAGCCAGCUGGGCGGAGUUUACGUCCAGGCACCAUGGCUUCGGUGUUAGGAACCGAGUCUGCCGGUCUGGCCAAGCGCGGUGUGCGUAAAGGUGAACCCACAAGGAAAGAAGGAAUGGAUUCAGCCAGCAAUACAGAGGAAACAACAGAUGACAACAAAGAGGCAGCAGCCAGACUGGCCUCUUCGCCCAGAGCCGAGGCAGUGUUAAAUGGCACCGAAUUUGAUGACAUCAGACACAAGAGCCCCACACACAGCUCUUCAGCAGGCAGCAACACAUCAUUAUUGGUCAACGAGAAUGGAAUGCUGGAGACCGAGCCACCCCAUGGCUCGGUUACUGGAAGCAAUGGAUUAAUCCUCAGUAAAAAGCAACAGGAAGGUGGCUCUCCAGCAACAGGGUUGGGAGUUGCCCCUCAUAGGACCAACUGGUUGCCUUCCCGCUCCACAUCAGUGAAAUUUGCACCAAAAUCUGUCCCGUCCUUGACGUCUAGUCAUGCACAGAGUUUGGAUGUACUAAGGACUGACUCCAGUGCAGGAACCACAUCGGGACAGGGGACAUCAGACACUAAAAAUGGCACAGCCCCCUCUCCUGCCCCUACUCCACCACCCGUCACAAUACACAGAGCACGCAAGACCAUGUCCAGGCCUGCUGUCAGCGCCGCACAAAAGCUUCUUAACAGGGAACUAAGGGAAGCAAACAGUGCAAAAAUGGAGAGAGCGGAGAGUCAUGUUGCACCUGAGGCGCAGAAGGCCCCACAGCAGUCUGCUCCACAGAACCAGCUACCUCAGAGUCCAUUGGACAUGCCAGCUUCAGCACAAGCAGCUUCAUCAGCUUCAUCAGUUUCACCAGCACCUCCGGCUACAGCCCCGGCCCCGGCCCCGGCCCCAGCCUCAGCCCCGGCCCCAGCCCCAGCCCCGGCCCCGGCCCCAGCCCCGACCCCAGCCUUGCCCCAGCUAGCCUCUUGCUCCCGAGUGUUGACAUCCCGAAAAAAGAAGAGGAGAAUGGGAAUGUACAGCCUGGUUCCCAGGAAGAAAACCAAAAUACUCAAGCAGAGAACCGUGCUGGAAAUGUUUAAGGAGCUACAACACCCAGACAAGAGCCAACAGGUAAAACAAGUAGGAAAUAUCAAUGGGGAGAGAGUAGAGAAUGAAUCUGAGGAGGACGAGUCGGAGGAUGUAGAGGAGUCCGAGGAAGAGGAGGGACAGCAGCCCACAGAUGACAGUGUCACUGCUGGCCAGGAAACAAGUAGAACAUCUGAAUCCGUCUCACAGCUGGGAGAUGAGCAGGAGUCUGACGAGUCCGGUGAAGAAGAGGGGGAAGAGGAGGGAACAGAGUCGGACUUGAGCUCAGAGUCCAGUGUGAAGAAGAAAGUGAAAAAGAAAACAAAGAGAGACAGUGCAUGGCUCAGGCCGUCCAGAAAACGAAAAAGGAAGACAAAGGCCAAAGGACCCGAGGCACUGGCUCAGCCCCAGGCUGCAACUCAGGCCCAAGCAGAACCCAGCAGGGAGUGCACCGACAUUCCCCCUGAGUCCAAGAACCUCAAGCCCCAAGAGUGCACACCUCCCUCGCAGAACCAAGGGAUAUCAGGGACAGCAGCGGUGGAGGACUCUGUACAGGAGCUACCACUCUGCACCUGUCGCAUGGAGACGCCCAAAAGCCGUGAGAUUCUCAUCCUCGCAGACAGGAAGUGCAUGGCCACGGAGAGCGUUUACGGACAGCUGACACGGUGCCAGGUUGCUGUACAAAAACAUGAAAUGAUGCGUCCCUCUAACUCAGUCCAGCUGCUGGUUCUGUGUGAAGACCACCGGAACGCCAUGAUCAAGCACCAGUGCUGCCCGGGCUGUGGCUUCUUCUGCAGGGCUGGGACGUUUAUGGAGUGCCAACCAGAUGUCAGUAUCUCUCACCGCUUCCAUCGUGCUUGUGCCUCGGUGCUGAAAGGCCAGAGCUUCUGUCCCCACUGUGGAGAGGAGGCCAGCAAGGCCAUGGAGGUCACCAUAGCUAAGGCCGACACCACUUCCACUGUACCUCAAACACUCACACAGGGACCGGCCACGCCUGGGGCCCCCGAGGGCAAGGCAGACACCACCACUGGCAGCUCAUCUCGUGUAGCUGUAGGUGCUGAACUUAGUGGCAGGGCAGACAGCUCGCUGUCUUUUCGUUGUGGACAUAGACUAAACACUGCUGCUACUUGUGGGGGAUCUAGGUCUGGACCACCACAGGCUGUGAUGGGACUGACGAUGGCUCCCACAGCCUCUCCAGGAGCAUCUAAGGAAACUCUAGAGAGCAUUCUUGUAGCUCUCAACAGCGAGAAGCCCAAAAAACUACGUUUUCACCCCAAGCAGCUAUACUUUUCGGCGAGGCAGGGAGAACUCAAGAAGGUCUUGCUCAUGCUCGUGGAUGGCAUAGACCCCAAUUUUAAGAUGGAAACUCAGAAUAAACGCACCCCACUCCAUGCAGCAGCUGAGGCAGGUUUUGCAGAGAUCUGCCACGUUCUCAUACAGGCUGGUGCAAACUUGAGUAUGUGUGAUGAGGAUCAGCGCACGCCACUGAUGGAGGCCUGUGAAAACAACCACAUGGAGACAGUUCGCUACCUGAUGAGAGCAGGAGCCAGCACCAGACACAGGGAUGUAGAAGGGUUCACAUGUCUCCACCUAGCGGCAAAGUCGGGGCAUUACAAGAUUGUUGAACACCUGCUGUCCACAGGAUUGGUAGACAUAGACUGUCAGGAUGACGGUGGUUGGACAGCCAUCAUCUGGGCUACAGAAUACAAGCACCUUGACCAGGUGAAGCUGCUUCUCCGUAACGGGGCUGACAUCAGCAUCAGAGACAAGGAGGAAAACAUCUGCCUUCACUGGGCGGCGUUCUCUGGCAGCGUGGAGAUUGCUGAGCUGCUCCUGGAUGCUCAUUCUGAUCUCCACGCCGUCAACAUCCACGGAGACUCUCCUCUGCACAUCGCUGCACGGGAGAACCGCAUGGAAUGUGUCACGCUCUUCCUGUCUCGAGGAGCAGAUAUCUUUCUGAAGAACCGUGAGGGGGAAAGUCCUCUGGACUGCAGCAGCCCCAACUCCAGGGCCUGGGGAGCCCUGCAGGCGAACAAGAGGAGCAAGGAGGCAAAGAACAUCAAGUCCACUCAGGGGGAGGAAAAAAUCCUUCACAGUGACAUAGCCCGGGGACACGAGAGAGUCCCCAUUCCCUGUGUCAACGCCGUGGACAGCGAACCAUGUCCCAACGGCUACAAAUACAUCCCUGAAAGCUGCUUCACCUGUCCCAUGAACGUCGACAGGAACAUCACACGCUUACAGUACUGUGUAUGUAAGGAAGACUGCUCAACAAGCAUCUGCAUGUGUGGACAGCUCAGUCUGCGCUGCUGGUAUGACAAGGCAGGUCGUCUUUUGCCUGAAUUCAACCAGGAGCAGCCUCCUCUCAUCUUUGAGUGUAACCAUGCUUGCUCCUGUUGGAGAACCUGCAAGAACCGCGUGGUGCAAAAUGGAAUGAGAAUCAGGCUUCAGCUCUUCAGGACCUCCAAGAAGGGAUGGGGUGUCCGGACACUGCAAGACAUACCCAACGGCACUUUUAUAUCUGAGUAUGUCGGGGAGAUCAUCACAGAAAUGGAGGCACAGACGAGGAACAAUGACACCUACCUGUUCACCCUGGAUGAUAAGAUGAGAAAUCAAUACUGCAUCGACGCCCGUUUCUAUGGAAACAUCAGCCGGUUCUUUAACCACAUGUGCGAGCCCAACUUGUUUGCCUGCCGAGUGUUCACAACGCACCAGGACCUUCGUUUCCCACACAUUGCCUUCUUCGCCUGUGAAAACAUCAAGGCUGGAGAGGAACUUGGAUUUCACUACGGUGACACUUUCUGGACUGUCAAAAACAAGGCGUUCAGCUGUGAAUGCGGCUCCUCCAAGUGCAUGUACUCGUCAGCGGCCAUGACCUCGCUACAGGCGGACAGCACACCCGAGGACCAGCAGCAGCCCAGCGCGUUGCCCGACACCAGCUCUCCCACCAGACCCUCCAGUCCUUCCUAAGUCCCGCUCCCACUAAGACUCAUUACUGUACACGUGCACACACACACACACACAGACACACAUGAAAUACACAUUAGACUUCUGGACCUAUGGAGGACUGUCUCCAUUCUCCAUAAACUCUACAACCUUUAUCAUUGAACUUGUACUGUAUCACCAUUUCUCCACUUUCUGAUUAAAAAUGAUGGACCAUCACCUGGGCAAGGACUAUCAAACCCACCAACAGUCGCCACACAGAAACAGAUGCACAAUCAAAUCUGGCAGAGACUCAGUACUCCUUCUAUCCAACCUUGUACAACACAAACAGUAGGGGGCAGUGAAGACACGCAAACGCCAGUCUGUUUCCUUUUUUGUUUUUCAUACAUUCUAUCUUUACCUGGGACUGAGAUUUUUUUUUUUUUAUUAAAGGAAAACUGGUUUGAAACUGUUAAAUGGCUUCACUUGUAGACAUGGAAUCAGACUGGGGGUAUGAGUAUAUUUUCUUUUGCAACGCCAAACUCAGCAUACAGCUGACUGCAACUUGUUUGACCCUUAUGGUCAUUUAUCUUGUGCCCUUCUGACAAAAUUGGCUGAAAAUGUUUUUGAUUGAAUUGUCCACUUUUUUAUUAUAAGCAAUGUCUGAAAGGGUGACUUAGGUCGCAUUGACUGUAGUAACUCAGUAAUGGUGCAAAGUUUUUAGUUCAUUUUUGUUAUUCAAAUGAAUAUCAUUUGUCCUUUAGACAGUUUCUGUGUAUCAUUCCACAAAAAAGAAAUGAAUAUACCUUGAAUGAAUUGGCUGACCUUUUUAUUAAUUGUUUGAGGGUAUUUUAUGCGUCAAAUUUUUGCCACACUUGUGGAAGAAAUUUAUUUGAUUUAACUCACAUGGAGUGAAAAACAAGCAAAUGGUGCUGACAAAGGUUUUACUUUUGUUUUGUUUUUUAUUUUAUAUUACCCAAGUGAAUAUAGUUUGUAAAAUAAGAGAAAGUUUAAUUUUUUUAUGUUUAAUUUUAUCUCCAGUUUUCUAACUGUAGUUACUGUAGUUAGCCCGUUUUUAAUUUUGUUUUAUCAUUUUGUUGACAAAGCCAACCCCUUACCCUUGUUUCCUUAAGUGUUGUUAGUAAAGCAGUGACUGUUGUGCGAAUCCUUGAAGGUAUAAACUUAAAAAAAGGUUAUAAAAAUGCACUUCCUUUUAUGUUCUGUUACAUAUUUCUGGACCGUGAAACAUUCAUCUAAUUGGUUGUAUCUUUUUCAAUAAAUUUACUACUUGAGCAUUA